AUGAUUGAGAUAUCAGCUAACGAUAGGCUCGGGAAAAAGAUCAAGGUCAAGUGCCUUCCAGAAGAUACUAUCGGAGACCUUAAGAAGUUGAUUGCCCUUCAGUCGGGCGGAUCUCACGAAAAAAUCGUCUUGAAAAAAGGGUACCAGGUGUUUAAAGACCACAUAACCUUAGAUGACUACGAGAUUCACAACGGGUUUAACUUCGAAUUGUACUACAAUUGA
Molecule: messenger RNA, 222 nt
Organism: Dujonia railenensis
Lineage: Eukaryota; Fungi; Ascomycota; Pichiomycetes; Serinales; Debaryomycetaceae
Source: the annotation of a GenBank genome assembly